CCAAUCACCCACUUCGCGAGCGGUAGCCAAACGCUUCGCUUCCACCUCGUUAUCCUUGUCUUCUCCAUCCACUUUGACCUCGCCAACCUCAUCUCCUCACUUCGUCGUCCACUGGUGGCUCCGGUAUUCGCCGCAAUGGAAGCCCUCGCCGGCUUCAGCGUCAGCGGCCGUUUCCACCGCCUCCACCUCCCUUCUCGUUCUUGUUCCUCUAAGAGCAGCAUCAUCUUUCACCGUCGCACUAGCUCUCUCCGCGUCUCAGCCUCCCGUGACGAUGAUCCCAAGCUCGAUAAAUGGGACCAAAUGGAGCUCGAGUUCGGAAGACUUCUCGGGGAGGACCCCAAGCUAACCCUCGCCAAGAUUAUGUCUAGAAAAUCAAAUCCUGAUGCAUCUUAUCUUGAUGUUGAGAAAGAGUAUAUAAAAAAGAAAGGUAAACUAGAUGAUAGCAUGAUCAAUGCUCUAAAAGAUUUAGCUUUAGAAGGAAAGCUCCUUGAAAAGCCGCAGAGUAGGUAUCUCUCAAGCCAGAUGCCUAGCGCUAAGCCUAUGUUGCGAAACUUGAACUUGUCUCGUCCGGUCAUGAACAAGGGAUUGAAAGCUUCUAAGCUAGAUAGGAAGCCAGCCUCGAAUGAGAAACCACCACUUCCUUUGACAGAAAACGAUGGCACCAAAAAUGAGGUUUCUAGUAUACCCUUGCGGAAGCCCACCACCUUUCAGGAUGAUGAGAGUGAAGAUAGUCGUUCUAAGCUGAAAAUAAAGCCAAAUUUGUUCUUGAAAAUGCGGAGGGAUACUGAUGAAGAUCUUAGUAGUGCCACCCUCCUGAAAAAGCCUGAAGUGAUUAAGAUUUCUAUAAAUCCUAGUCAAGAGAAUGUGGCGUCUGGUGACUCAAUUCCGUCAAUUUCCACUGAAAUGGAGAAAGCUUCUGACGAUGUGGCUAUCUUGAAUCAUGAUGGAAUGUCAAGUGAGGAAAUAGAGAUAGGCAAUGAGCUUGGAGAUUCUGGUGGACUUACGCUGAGUAGUGUUGAUAAUUCUGCAGUUGAGGGGUUGGGUGUUGUGACUGAUGCCAUUGGAGGACCUGUAGAUGAUACUGCUGAUGCUUACAUUGGUCAAAUCAAAAGACCACAGCCAACUAAGCAAAGUGGUAUUGAAUUUCUUGAAGACCACCUUUCUGAUACAUCUUCAGAUUCGAAUUUAGUGAACAGCGCUAGUAGUAAGCUUACUGCUGCUCCCCUGCUGGAGAAACCCUUCAGGUUGCAGUCAUCCAUGAUGAAAGUAGCACAGUCCAGUGGAAAUGAGAAAGCCAGUUUGACUGGAGAAGGUUGUAAUUAUGCUUUUGAGGAUGGAAAUUUGAACUUUGAUUGUGAAGAGGAAAAUGGAAAUGAUGAUUGGGAGAGGGCUGAACAAUUAUGUAAUACAGGAGAAAGAGAUGAAGUUGAAUUAGUCAGUUGCAGUAGCAGAGGUUUUGUUGUGUCAUUUGGCUCAUUGGUGGGCUUCCUUCCAUACCGAAAUGUUGGUGCCAAAUGGAAAUUUCUAGCUUUUGAAUCAUGGUUAAGGAAAAAAGGUCUAGACCCCUCCUUGUAUAGGCAGAACCUUGGCAUUUCAAGGAAAGCUGAUCACCAAGUGAAAAAUUCCACCCAAAACACAAAACAAGGUGACGAGCCACUGCAACCAACUGUGCGAAUUGAAGAUCUCUUGGAGGCGUACGACCAAGAGAAGGCCAAGUUCUUGUCAUCCUUUAUUGGUCAGAGAAUUAGGGUAUCAGUUCAACUGGCCGACAGGAAAUCCAGGAAGUUAAUUUUCUCUGGAAGGCCCAAAGAAAAAAAGGAAAUAGUUGAGAAGAAGAGACGUCUUAUGGCUAAACUCGGUGUUGGAGACAUUGUGAAAUGUUCUGUCAAGAGAAUAACUUACUUCGGCAUUUUUGUUGAUGUUGAAGAAGUACCUGCUCUGAUUCCUCAAUCAGAAGUAUCAUGGGAUACUGCUUUAGAUCCAUCAUCCAUUUUUAAAAUUGGUCAGACAUUGGAUGCAAAAGUCCUCGAACUGGAUUAUGGAUUGGAGCGAAUCACAUUAUCGCUUAAAGAAGUUACGCCAGAUCCACUAAUGGAAACCUUGGAAUCAGUUGUUGGUGAUGGUACAUCCUUAGGGGGACGCCUUGAAGCAUCACAGGCAGAUGUUGAGUGGUCUGAUGUGGAUGUGCUUAUUAAAGAACUCCAGAAGAUUGAUGGGGUUCAAAGUGUUAAUAAAGGACGUUUCUUCUUGAGCCCAGGCUUAGCUCCAACUUUUCAGGUCUACAUGGCUUCUAUGCUUGAUAAUCAAUAUAAGUUAUUGGCUCGAUAUGGAAAUAAGGUCCAAGAGGUUAUUGUACAAUCUUCUAUGGACAGAGAAGAGAUGAAGACUGCAAUCUUGACAUGUACAAAUAGGGUCUAGGGAUCAGAGUCAUCAAUUUAUCUUAUGGUCCUUUUAUAGUUCACGGGUGCCUUGAAGCUUUUGUUUGUGCAGCACUUGAGCCUGGAUAAUACCAUAUCAAGAUCCUUCUAAAUUUCUAAUGAUCAAAGAUGGUGAUGGAAGUUCCAGCUGGUUUAUAAAAGUUUGGCGUCCUUUCGCAUUUGGUUUGACCCAGCAUUGUCGUCGCCUGUUGAAAAAUAUGUUCAUUAUUUCAUUUUGUAGAGCAUGGUUUUUAAUGAUAUGACCUUUAUACUGAUAUUUUUUGGGUUAAGUUUUA
This is a messenger RNA of Dioscorea cayenensis subsp. rotundata (Guinea yam), 2713 nucleotides long. RefSeq lists its product as uncharacterized. Gene Ontology annotation, molecular function: nucleic acid binding. The transcript is spliced from 14 exons. Lineage: Eukaryota; Viridiplantae; Streptophyta; Magnoliopsida; Dioscoreales; Dioscoreaceae. The coding region runs from base 136 to 2418 and encodes 760 amino acids. The record is from RefSeq and is a predicted model, not a curated record.